Molecule: messenger RNA, 7095 nt
Organism: Saccostrea cuccullata (small rock oyster)
Lineage: Eukaryota; Metazoa; Mollusca; Bivalvia; Ostreida; Ostreidae
Exons: 2
Coding region: 814-7095 (2093 amino acids)
Biological process (GO): DNA integration
Molecular function (GO): nucleic acid binding; zinc ion binding
Source: RefSeq, a predicted model, not a curated record
UUACGCCCGCACAUGCUACCGUAGUUGGAACUCUUUUGUACAAUGAGGUAAUCUUGUAUCAUUUGCGUUAUUUUUAUGUUCAUGGCGGCAAGCACAUGGUGCGACUAGCCCUCACAUCCUUGCGAGAAUAAGGCACAAGGAGUUUCACGGUGAAGUUUGGUAUCUUGUGACACUACGGCGGGAAUACCCGUAUUUUUGUUUUGAAUUAAACUUCAUCAGUUAAAACCUAAGUAAACCUUAUUUUAUCUACGAGAGGGCCGAUCCAUAACCGCACAUCUCUGCCGUUAUAGUGAAACUCCUUACCAGGGGAAAACGGUGAGUGUGACCUAUGGAAGCUUAAAGACGCCACUACCUUCUGACUUCACAGUAUUUGCGAUCCUACAUGAUGUUUCUGUGAUGAUGUGUAACUGUGAACGGAACAUAAUUUGCGAUUUAUGUUGAUGACAUUAACUGUGUGUAAAUUGUAUGGUGACACGUUUGCGUCAUAAAGUGACAAUUUUAGCAUUACUAUACAUAACAUAUUUGUGACUGUGUGUUAGUAAACAGUGUGCUAUUAAUUGAUUAAUGCCAUUGAUUAGUGCUAGGUAUUUAUUAUAUCUGUGCAUAUGAACAAUUAUCAAGACUGUGCUCUAGAUUAGAACUGUACUGACUCUUGUUGCAAAUGUUGAUUUGUAUUUAAUAUGUAUACAUGUGCAUGUAUUUACCUUGUGUGCUAGGGGAAGGUUCCGAUAUUUUAUUGCAAUAUUUUAUCACAUAACUAGUAGGUAACAUUUUAUUGUAUCUAAGUUUAGACCCCCUAACUGUGUUACAAACAUGUCGAACGAAGAGAUGUCCUAUACAGAUGCACUUUCAUCUAUCCCCCCUGAAACAAAGGAAGACAACAACACAGGUAACGACAAGGAAAAUGUUAAAACAACUUCUGAGGAAACGUCUAAGGACUCCGGACAAACAAGUCAAAGCAAUACAUUAAAUAUGCGUGAGCGCAAGAUGACCAUGAAAGGUUUGGAAUGGCAAGUUGAUCAGAUAUGCUCAGACUUUAAGCUCAAAGCUACAAGAUGGCGGAAGUGUGCAGCUUCUAUUGAAGUUCUUAUUUCGGAUUCGAAGGAUACCUCUACAAUCAGACAAGAAAGAGACGUUCUUAUUAGUAUUACGACUAGUCUGAAUGAAAUCCUUGAAAGACUGAAACAAAUGCUAACAAAUGAAGAAGACGAGAAGUACAGAAAUUUAGUUGAUCAAUACCAGGGGAGGAUCGAGAUUAUUCUAGGAGAUAAUCACACAUUAAUGAGAGACAUUACAAAUUACUUGAGAGAAUUAGAGUUUGACUCUGUCUCCAGGAUUUCAGGUAGAUCGCACAGCAGUCGUACAUCAAGGUCAACGAGGGUUUCCAAUACCUCCAGAAGUUCCAGGAAGUCAGUAGAUACAGUCAUGGAGGCAGCGGCGCUGAAGACAAAACUGAGGUACAUUGAUGCAGAGGCAAAACGCAAGGCAGACCUUGAAAGGAUCAGAACCCAAAAGGAGCUUGAUAUAGCACAGGCUAAGUUAGAAGCACUUGAGAGUUUGGAAGGUAAUGAACCAUUCUCGUACAGUGAUUUUAAACAUUCGAUUCCAGAGCUUGACUCCAAGGAACGUGUGAAAAGGUUCAUUGAUACUCAGGUUAGGCCAUCAGAAGCGAAGGUAAAGAUAGAACCAGUAUCGCAAGCACCACCGAUUUCACAUAGGAACUUCAUUCCUCCAGUAUUCACUCCUCACACACUUCAGGAAAAUGUCGCCACUAGUACCGCUUCAAGAGUACCCUUAAGCAACAUAGACUUGCAGUCACUUAGCAAUCCUACACCCAUUAGUAAAGAUGACAAACACAUGGAGCAGGGCUUAUUAGAUCUGGCUACUUCACUAGCGAAGCAAGUGAGUCUUAGUCGUUUACCCCCUCCGGAACCUACCAUUUUCCUAGGAGAUCCGUUGAAGUAUCCAAGUUGGAAGGCAUCAUUUCAAACACUCAUAGAGCAGCGUCAGAUUCCAGAUUCAGAGAGGAUACAUUAUUUGAAGAAGUAUCUGGGUGGGCCAGUGAAAGAUGUCAUAGAGAACUAUUUUCUGUUAUCAACAGAUGAUGCGUAUGAGGAGGCUAAAGGACUGCUAGACCAAAGAUAUGGUAACCCAUUCAUUGUUGCCAAUGCAUUCCGUGACAAACUGGAUAAAUGGACAAAGAUAAGCUCGAGAGAUGGUGUUGGACUGCAGCGAUUUGGUGAUUUUCUCAAGCAGUGUUAUACGGCCAUGCAGAGUAUUGGAAGCUUGAACAUUCUCAAUGAUGACAGAGAGAACAGAAGACUGCUGAGCAAACUUCCAGACUGGCUUGUGACAAGAUGGGGUAGGAUCGCCACACAGUAUAGAGAAGAAAGAAUGGAAUUUCCACCAUUCAAGAAUUUCAUGGAAUUUAUUGUGAAAGAAGCCAAGAUUGCGACAGACCCUAUUACCUCCAUAGAGUCUGUAAAGAAGUCUGAACUCGCCCAAUCAGAGCCGAGUAAACCACGUCCUGAUGUCAGAAUACAACAGCGAGGUGCAGCUGAUUAUGGAAAACGAUCUUUCCUGACAGACGUUGACGAGAAUCAGCCAGCAAAUGUGAACGUUGCAAAUAAAAGUGACAGAGUGAGAAACUGUGUUUUGUGUGAAGGAAAUCAUGAACUAGAUGACUGUAAACAAUUCUUAGCAAAGAGUCUGGAAGGAAGAAAACAGUACGCAAAGCAGAAAGGUUUGUGUUUUGGGUGUUUACAUUCGGGUCAUCUAUCAAGGAAGUGUCGUCAGAGGAAAAGAUGCAAAACUUGUUCCAAGUUUCACCCCUCAUCUUUACACGGGGACAUCCAUAGACGAGAACAGCACCAGGUUACAGAGGAGGUGGAUAAGGCAGCAGUGCCAAAGGAAAAUUCGUCAGGAACAACACUUAUGAAUCACUCCGGAGCAUCUAGUAAAAGUACCAUGAUACUUCCAGUUUAUGUGUCACAUAAAGAGAACCCAGAAAGAGAGAGGUUAGUGUAUGCGCUACUUGACACGCAAUCAGAUACAACCUUUAUUCUGGAGAAGACUUCAAGGGCCCUUGGACUUACAGGUAGACCUGUGAAGCUCAUGCUAUCUACUAUGUAUGCAGAGAACAAGGCCAUAGAUAGUUGUAAGAUUGGAGGACUUGUUGUGCGUGGCUUCAAUAGUGAACACAGGAUAACAUUACCGGAGACGUAUACAAGAGCUAUCAUGCCUGCCAACAGAUCCCAUAUCCCGACACCGGAAGUUGCGAGAAGGUGGCCCCAUCUGGAGGCUAUUGCAGAUGAACUCCUACCGCUGACUGAUUGCGAAGUUGGAUUACUUAUUGGUUACAACUGUGUGAAGGCCUUGACGCCUAGAGAUGUUAUCGUUCCAUCCGAAGACGGACCUUAUGGUCAACGCACUGACUUGGGAUGGAGUGUAGUAGGCAUAAUGGAGAAUGACAGUUCAACGGAAUGGGAAGAGGAUCCCAUAGGAAUUAGUCAUUGUAUUGUUGCGUGCAACGUGCCUACAGAAUUGUGUACAUCUGAAGCAUCAAGGCAAGAUCAUGUUGUAUUUUCAGUAAGGAACAAGAUAAAGGAAGUAAUCAACCCUGAAGAGGUAGUUAGGAUGCUUGAAGUGGAUUUCAGUGAGAACUUUAGCAGUUCAAAACAUGUUUCCUACGAAGACAGAAAAUUUAUGGAUAUCAUGGAAAAGGGGAUUCAUAAGUGUGAUGGACAUUAUGAAAUGUCACUGCCUUUCCGAGAAGCAAUGCCAUACCUGAGCAAUAAUAGAGACAUGGCAUUUCAGCGACUUCAAGUCUUGCGGAAACGACUUGAGAAAGACGCAAAGUAUAGCGAGCAUUACGUUUCCUUUAUGAAAGAGCUGAUAUCAAAUGGUUUUGCGGAAAGAGUACCGAAGACGGAACUUGGUGUGGAUAGUGGUCAGGAGUGGUAUAUCCCACAUCAUGGUGUAUAUCAUCCGCAAAAACCAGGAAAGCUGCGUGUAGUCUUCGAUUGCAGUGCAAGGUAUAUGGGGCAGUCAUUGAAUGACCAUUUGCUGCAAGGACCUGACAUGAUGAAUAUGCUUUUUGGAGUUUUGUGUAGAUUUCGCAAAGAGCCAGUGGCCUUUGUUUGUGAUAUUGAGCAGAUGUUUCAUCAGUUCAAGGUGAAUGUUGAACAUAGAAAUUACCUACGAUUCUUGUGGUGGGAUGAUGGCAAUUUUGAUAAGGAUCCUACUACUUACCGAAUGACUGUACAUCUAUUUGGAGCAGUAUCUUCUCCAGGAUGCGCCAACUUUGGCUUGAGACAAGCUGCCACAGACGGAGAGCUUCAGUUUGGGUCUGAUGUUGGGAACUUCAUCAAACGAGACUUCUAUGUUGACGACGGACUGAAGUCGGUAGCUACUCCAGAGGAAGCCAUUAGCAUCAUAGAGAGAAGCAAAGAGUUGUGCAGCAGAAGUGGUUUGAAGUUACACAAGUUCCUCUCAAACUCAAAGGAAGUUUUGGAGAGCAUUCCAGUUGAAGAAAGAGCAAAGGGACUAGCAGAUAUUGACAUACACCAUGACAAGCUUCCCAUGGAAAGAACUUUAGGUAUACAGUGGUGUAUUCAGACAGACGCAUUUCAGUUCAAGAUUACACUGAGAGACCGUCCUCUUACUAGACGAGGGGUUUUGUCGACCUUGAGUUCCGUAUUUGACCCACUUGGAUUCAUAGCACCUUUCGUCCUAGUUGGGAAACAAAUCUUGCAGGAAAUGUGUAGAAACCAGACAGAUUGGGAUAGCCCUCUUCCAGAGAACUUGAGACCUAGAUGGAGAUGUUGGAGAAAUGAUCUUGAGCAGCUUGGUUCCUUGGAAAUCAAGAGAUGUCUAAAACCGGAGAACUUUGGAGACGUUGUUGUAGCUGAGUUACACCAUUUCUCAGAUGCGAGCACUAUUGGGUAUGGCCAGUGCUCAUAUCUUCGUCUCAUUGACGACAAGCAGCAAGUACACUGCUCUUUAGUUAUGGCAAAAUCCAGGGUCACGCCACUCAAGCCAGUAACCGUACCUCGUUUGGAACUUACUGCUGCGCUCGUUUCUGUUAAGGUCAGCUCCCAACUUCUAGAAGAGCUUGAAAUUAGCAAUGUUGUCGAAUGGUUCUGGACAGAUAGCACCGUUGUUCUGGGAUACAUUGCUAACGAUUCUCGACGAUUUCAUGUUUUUGUUGCCAACAGACUUCAACAGAUUCGUGAUCACACAGAACCAUAUCAGUGGAACUAUAUCAGUUCAGCAGAGAAUCCAGCAGACAUGGCAUCACGUGGUGUUACAGCUGAUGAGUUACGAAAGAGGAAGGAAUGGUUCAGAGGACCCAAGUUUCUAUGGGAGUCCAGUUUACCAUUUACUGGUCAGCCUGUCAGCAAGCCAACUAUAUCCGACGAUGACCCAGAGGUUAAGCGUUGCCAGGUGUUUGAGACAAAGGUGGAACCUACUGAAUAUGAAUCAUUGACAGACCAUUUGGAUCGUUUUUCUGAUUGGACCCAGGCAAAGAGACUCAUAGCGAACUGUUUUAAGUUCAAGUCAUUACUUAAGAAGGACGCCUGUCAGAAGGGAAUAGACGCAGUGCUUUGCAAGGAGCAAGGAUUGCCAGUAGCAUUAUUGGAGAAAGCAGAAUUGACUAUUGUAAGAUUAGUUCAGAAAGAGGCCUUUAGUGAAGAAUUGAAACUUCUUAACAGCACCAAGGAAUGUGAGGAAGUUAACAGGAAGAAAUCCGUUCGGAGGACAUCCUCCCUUUACAGACUUGACCCAUUUUUGGAUGAUAAUGAUGUUUUGCGAGUCGGAGGUCGUUUGCGGAAGGGAGAAUUUACGUCUUAUGUUAAGCAUCCAAUCAUUCUACCAAGGAAGUCACAUGUUACAAGGCUUAUCAUCAGACACUUUCAUGAACGCAGCAGACACCAAGGACGAAGUAUUACCACGAAUGAGAUAAGAUCAAAUGGUUAUUGGAUUAUUGGCUGCAGUUCUGCUGUGUAUAGUGUCAUUUCGAGAUGUGUGAAAUGUCGUAAACGUCGCAGCCAAACACAAGAUCAGAAAAUGAGUGACUUACCUGCUGACAGACUUGCAGCAGACGCACCCUUUACAUACAGUGGUGUAGACUUUUUUGGACCAUUCUACAUCAAAGAAGGGAGAAGAGAGUUGAAGAGAUAUGGAGUUCUCUUUACAUGUAUGUCUUCGAGAGCCGUGCAUCUAGAAACUGCAAACUCUCUCGACACUAGUUCAUUUAUCAACGCUCUGCGCAGAUUUCUAGCGAUACGUGGACCAGUAAGACAACUGAGAUCAGAUAGAGGCACAAACUUUGUCGGGGCUGAGAGAGAACUCAGAGAAUCUUUGGAAGAAUUAGAUGAUAGUCGUUUGAAGCAGUUUCUCACAGCUGACGGAUGUGAUUAUAUCCAUUUCAAAAUGAACGUUCCAUCAGCGAGUCAUAUGGGCGGAAUUUGGGAACGGCAGAUCAGGACAGUUCGCAAUGUGCUUUCUUCCCUUUUACAGGAUUUUAGUAUGCAGUUAGACGAUGAGGCUCUUAGAACCUUUUUCUGUGAGACUAUGGCUAUUGUCAACAGUCGCCCACUUACCAUUUCGAACUUGCAUGAUCCAUUCGCACCUGAACCUAUCACACCGAACCACCUUCUGACCAUGAAGUCUAAGGUUGUCCUACCACCACCUGGUGAGUUCCAGAAGCCUGAUUUGUAUUGCCGUAAGAGAUGGCGCCGCAUACAAUACUUGGCCAAUGAAUUCUGGAUACGUUGGAGAAAGGAAUUCCUUCAGACCCUCCAGACGCGUACAAAGUGGUCCUCGCCCAGACGGAAUAUCCAGACAGGAGAUGUUGUGUUAGUGAAGGAUGACAACUUACCUCGAAAUCAAUGGCAUCUUGGCCGUGUCAUAGAGACAUAUGCAAGUGAGGAUGGAUUUGUCCGGAGUGUUAGAUUAGCUAUCGGGGAUAGCAGUUUGGAUAAGAACGGCAAGAGAAACAGUCAGCUUUCUACACUGGAGAGACCUGUUCAUAAGUUAGUAUUGUUGCUAGAAAACGAGACCGGGGAAGACCCCACCGAGGAGCCAUCGUAG